AUGAGGCAGAGAGAGAGGAGAGGCAAGAGAAGAGGAAAGAAGAGGAGGAGAGAGAACAGGGGGAGGAAGAGAGGAGAGAGAACAGAGGGAGGAAGAGAGGAGAGCGAACAGGGGGAGGAAAGAGAGGAGAGAGAACAGGGGGCAGAAGAGAGGAGAGAGAACAGGGGGAGGAAGAGAGGAGAGCGAACAGGGGGAGGAAGAGAGGAGAGAGAACAGGGGGCAGAAGAGAGGAGAGAGAACAGGGGGAGGAAGAGAGGAGAGAGAACAGGGGGAGGAAGAGAGGAGAGAGAACAGGGGGAGGAAGAGAGGAGAGAGAACAGGGGGAGGAAGGGAGGAGAGAGAACAGGGGGCAGAAGAGAGGAGAGAGAACAGGGGGAGGAAGAGAGGAGAGAGAACAGGGGGAGGAAGAGAGGAGAGAGAACAGGGGGAGGAAGAGAGGAGAGAGAACAGGGGGAGGAAGAGAGGAGAGAGAACAGGGGGAGGAAGAGAGGAGAGAGAACAGGGGGAAGAAGAGAGGAGAGAGAACAGGGGGAGGAAGGGAGGAGAGAGAACAGGGGGAGGAAGAGAGGAGAGAGAACAGGGGGAGGAAGAGAGGAGAGAGAACAGGGGGAGGAAGAGAGGAGAGAGAACAGGGGGAAGAAGAGAGGAGAGAGAACAGGGGGAGGAAGAGAGGAGAGAGAACAGGGGGAGGAAGAGAGGAGAGAGAACAGGGGGAGGAAGAGAGGAGAGAGAACAGGGGGAGGAAGAGAGGAGAGAGAACAGGGGGAGGAAGAGAGGAGAGAGAACAGGGGGAGGAAGAGAGGAGAGAGAACAGGGGGAGGAAGAGAGGAGAGAGAACAGGGGGAGGAAGGGAGGAGAGAGAACAGGGGGAGGAAGAGAGGAGAGAGAACAGGGGGAAGAAGAGAGGAGAGAGAACAGGGGGAAGAAGAGAGGAGAGAGAACAGGGGGAGGAAGAGAGGAGAGAGAACAGGGGGAGGAAGAGAGGAGAGAGAACAGGGGGAGGAAGAGAGGAGAGAGAACAGGGGGAGGAAGAGAGGAGAGAGAACAGGGGGAGGAAGAGAGGAGAGAGAACAGGGGGAGGAAGAGAGGAGAGAGAACAGGGGGAGGAAGAGAGGAGAGAGAACAGGGGGAAGAAGAGAGGAGAGAGACAGUGCUGCGACGGCUUGGCUCGGGGCCGGUUCUGUUUUUCCACUUUGGCAAAACUUGUGGAGACGUGGCUGCCCCAAAAACCAUGACUCAGGGAGAUUCUUCUGGCUCCGCAUCGAGUCCAGGAUCCUUCUGUAA
This is a messenger RNA of Knipowitschia caucasica, 1284 nucleotides long. The record is from the annotation of a GenBank genome assembly. Lineage: Eukaryota; Metazoa; Chordata; Actinopteri; Gobiiformes; Gobiidae.